GUUGCUCUUCGUCCUGGGUGCUGCGGCGAUCGCGAUUGCCCUUGUGAAGCACGAACACUGCUCUGGCGACGGAGGAGGUGCGCAUGCGGGACAUGGGCACUAAACAGGUGUCAUGAUUCAUGGGUGGGGGUAAGUGAGGACUAAGUAGUACGUGUUGUGGUGCUUAUUUUGAAUAUCUAGCAGUAGCAGUACGUGUACGGUAUUAGUAUCGAAAUAUUUACUCUGGUGAGUAGUAUUGACAACUACCAAUGUUGAGGUGUGUUGUUCUUUUUGAUUUGACAUUUCCUAAAUUUUUGUAGAAGGGCAGGGUUGUGCUCCUCGUAAAACUAGAAGCAAGUGAUGAGGAGUUACUAGUGGUUCUAAAGCAGGACUACUGCCACGGAGUUACUGGUAUAAUGAUACAGCACUGGAACAAGUAGCUCCUAGUACUAUUACAGCCGAUCAUCGACAGAUGAUUGAAGCAUAAUUGAGUGGUCUACAUCAAACGAUACAUCUUUGAUGUGUGAGGAAUAUUACAAGCCUUGGUAGACACGCUUGAGUGGUUCGUAGAAGAUUGGAGUAACUAUCUUCCCAACUACAAGAACAUCGCCGCGUGCAUUUGUUUAUCGCAUGAUUUCGAUGUUUGCAGUUCUUUUACUUACUGGCAUUGCAAAUGCAAAAAUAGAUACGAUAGGGGCUAGGCUUAUGAGUGGUAUUCGUAUUUCAUACCGUAUUUAA
This is a messenger RNA of Amoebophrya sp. A25, 717 nucleotides long. The record is from the annotation of a GenBank genome assembly. Lineage: Eukaryota; Dinophyceae; Syndiniales; Amoebophryaceae.